Molecule: messenger RNA, 4773 nt
Organism: Myotis myotis
Lineage: Eukaryota; Metazoa; Chordata; Mammalia; Chiroptera; Vespertilionidae
Gene: SLC5A7
Product: solute carrier family 5 member 7
Exons: 8
Coding region: 27-1769 (580 amino acids)
Biological process (GO): synaptic transmission, cholinergic; transmembrane transport; choline transport
Cellular component (GO): axon; synapse; dendrite
Molecular function (GO): choline:sodium symporter activity
Source: RefSeq, a predicted model, not a curated record
GGAAGAUUCCAGACCUCUAGAUAAAUAUGGCUUUCCAUGUGGAAGGACUGAUAGCUAUCAUCCUGUUCUACCUUCUAAUAUUGGCUGUUGGAAUAUGGGCUGCCUGGAAAACCAAAAACAGUGGCAGUGCAGAGGAGCGCAGGGAGGCCAUCAUAGUUGGUGGCCGAGACAUUGGCCUGCUGGUGGGCGGCUUCACCAUGACAGCCACCUGGGUUGGAGGAGGUUACAUCAAUGGGACAGCUGAAGCAGUGUAUGUACCAGAUUAUGGUCUAGCUUGGGCUCAGGCACCAAUUGGAUAUUCUCUCAGUCUGAUUUUAGGUGGUCUGUUUUUUGCAAAACCUAUGCGAUCCAGGGGCUAUGUGACCAUGUUAGACCCAUUUCAGCAGAUCUAUGGCAAACGCAUGGGCGGCCUCCUAUUUAUUCCUGCACUAAUGGGAGAAAUGUUCUGGGCAGCAGCCAUCUUCUCCGCCUUAGGAGCCACUAUCAGUGUGAUUAUUGACGUCGAUGUACAUGCUUCUGUCAUUGUUUCUGCACUCAUUGCCAUUCUGUACACCCUGGUGGGUGGUCUCUAUUCUGUGGCCUACACAGACGUUGUACAGCUCUUUUGUAUUUUCAUAGGACUGUGGAUCAGCGUCCCUUUUGCACUGUCACAUCCUGCAGUUACAGACAUUGGGUUUACGUCUACACAUGCCAAAUACCAGGCUCCUUGGCUGGGCACCAUUGAAUCAUUUGAAGUCUACACUUGGCUUGACAGUUUUCUGUUGUUGAUGUUGGGUGGAAUCCCAUGGCAAGCCUACUUCCAGAGAGUCCUCUCUUCAUCCUCAGCCACCUACGCUCAGGUGCUAUCCUUCCUGGCAGCUUUUGGAUGCCUGGUGAUGGCUAUACCAUCUGUACUCAUCGGGGCCAUUGGAGCAUCAACAGACUGGAACCAGACUGCAUAUGGGAUGCCAGAUCCCAAAAGCAAUGAAGAAGCAGACAUGAUUUUACCGAUUGUUCUGCAGUAUCUCUGCCCUGUGUACAUUUCUUUCUUCGGUCUUGGUGCAGUUUCUGCUGCUGUUAUGUCAUCAGCAGAUUCUUCUAUCUUGUCAGCAAGUUCAAUGUUUGCUCGAAACAUCUAUCAGCUUUCAUUCAGACAAAAUGCAUCAGACAGGGAAAUCGUGUGGGUCAUGCGAAUCACAGUGUUUGUGUUUGGAGCUUCUGCAACAGCCAUGGCACUGCUCACAAAGACCGUUUACGGGCUCUGGUACCUCAGCUCAGACCUCGUUUACAUCAUCAUCUUCCCGCAGCUCCUCUGUGUGCUCUUCGUCAAGGGAACCAACACGUAUGGAGCCGCUGCAGGUUACGUUUCUGGCCUCUUCCUGAGAAUAACUGGCGGGGAGCCAUAUCUGUACCUGCAGCCCUUGUUCUUUUACCCCGGCUAUUACUCUGAUAAGAAUGGCAUAUACAAUCAGAGGUUCCCCUUUAAAACUCUGGCCAUGGUGACCUCAUUCUUAACCAACAUUGGCAUUUCUUAUCUAGCCAAAUACCUAUUUGAAAGCGGAACCUUGCCACCAAAAUUAGAUGUGUUUGAUGCUGUUGUUGCAAGGCACAGUGAAGAAAACAUGGAUAAGACCAUUCUGGUCAAAAAUGAAAAUAUUAAAUUAGAUGAACUUACACCUGUGAAGCCCCGACAGAGCAUAACUCGCAGCUCAACUUUCACCAAUAAGGAGGCCUUCCUUCAAAUGGAUUCCAGUCCCGAGGGGUCUGGGGCUGAGGAUAAUUUACAAUAGCCCAUCUAAACAAAACACUGCUUUCUCAGACUUAUGUAGCAGGCUAGUGCUGGAGGGAUGGUGUGCAGCAUGUAAAAUAUAUUUAAAAAUAACAUCCAGGAAGACAAAAAUCCAUAUAAAAGUGCACCUGUACAAGCGCAGGCCAUGCUAGAAGGAGUACCUAUGAAAGCAUCAGCUUUGUUUCUCAUUGCUGUUUCUCAGUCCCACUUGGUUAUGUCUCUGGAUAGUUUUCCUAAAUUUCAGUAAUAAGUAAAGCCCCACUCAAAGAACAGAGGGCCAAACGGAGUAUCUUUAUUAUGAAAAAAAUGAAGUAGAAAUGAAGGAACAAAGGCAAUUAGGUCAUUUGAUCCAGACCUUGUCUGCUAACACACUGGUGAAUGUAGUUUAAUCACUUCCCAGAAGCUAUGAGCAUGAGCACUGCUACACCAAUGAAUGGUGUAACGAACGAGCCAGCUGAUUUUCUUGAUGGAUGAUGCAUCCCUUAACUUGUUUUCUUAACUAUAGCACAUGUUGAAUAUGCAAUUUGUUUUUCUGUUAGUAGCGGCAUGUAUUACUCUGAGUAUAGGCAAGCAAACACAAAACAUUUUAUGGUGAUUUUUUUAUGUGCAGGGUGAUAGGAAAAUAGAAUCCAUUUGCGUGGAGGAGCACUGGCUUUUUGAGUGUGUCCCCAGGCACUGUAUACGCUGAGGAGAGUACCUGGGGCAAGGAAGACAUGGGUAGUGGGCAACCUUAAAGCCAUAAACACAAAGGUCAUUAAGAAGAAGUAACAGGAAAAACAGUGGAUUUUUAUCAUCAUUUUAAGUUUAUAAAGUUCUGAUUCAUGAUUAAAGAAGUAAUGUCUGGGCUUGGAAGUGAAUGUGAGCCAUGUGUAAGGUGAGGUAGCUCCAUAGCACCAUUAAGGCUAAUGAGAGACAAACUGCGAGUCCUGACAGGAGUAAAACUAGAAAAACAAAACCCACCGAUUUAUUUAUUUACUUACUUAUUUAAAUUUUUAUUACACUUUAUAUUCAACAUUAUUUUGUAUUAUUUUCAGGUGUAAAGCAUAGUAUUUAGACAGUCAUAUAUUUUACAGAAUGAUCACCCUGAUAUUUCUGGUACCCACCUGGCACCAUACAUAGUUACUACAAUAUUACUGAAUUUAUUCCUUAUAUUGUAUUUCACAUCCCUCUGACUAUUCUGAUUACCAAUUUGUACUUUUUAAUUCAUUCAACUUUAUUAAUGAGGAUAAUUUAUUGCUAAGAGUAUGAGAGGUGCUGGGGUUGGUGCUGGGUGAAAGAGGUCAAGGAGUUAAGCAAAAAUAUCCCAAACAAACUCAUAAGACACAGACAUCAGUAUGGUGACUAUCAGAAAGGAAGGGGUAGGGGCUGGUAAAAGAGGGUAACGAAGGGAUAAAUGGUGAUGGAAGGGACUAGAAUUUGGGUGGUGAAUAAACAAUAUAAUAUACAAUUAACAUAUUAUAUAAUUGUACAAUUGAAACAUAUAGUUUAUUAACCAAUGUCACCCAAAAAAAUUCAAUAAAAAUACAUUUUAAAAAAAUACUUCAUAGCACUUUUUCAUAUAAGCCAGUCUUAGGCACUGGACAAAUCACCACUACAACAAGUAUACAGUGAAUUUUAUAAUGCAGAAGAAAGCAUAAAGUAAAAAUAAGUCCUAAAGGGAAGAAGCAUCAAUUUUAACAUUUGGUGUCUAUGUAACUUUCAUGAGGUGGGUCACUAAAUAUUAUUUCGUUCCUUUUCUAGAGUGAAAAAUAUGUGUGCUUAUAUACAAUGGUUUGUAUCCAUUUUAGAAUUCUAAAUGCUUUCCCACCAGUGACAUAACAGGGAUAAUUGAAGCUGUGUGUAACAAAGCAAAGAAAACUGUUGAGCUGAAAAAUUACCUGAGCAUUUGAUCCAAUAAAGAAAAGCAGACUGAAUUAUUCAAAUGAAAGCACUUUUUCUAAAAGUAUUUCCUUUCUGUGAUUCUUAGAUGAAGUGAGGUUCAUUCAAUGUUGGACAUUCUGUAUGAAAGUGGUGAUUGAGAAGCUAGACUUCCUGUUUUUAAUUGUACUUGUUCAAAAGCAUUAGAUACUAUAUCUCUUUGUUAUUAAACAUGAGUUAAAUUUACAGGGUAAUUUUAAAACAUAAAAUUGAAUAAUUUUACUUAUUGUAAUAUCCCAUAUUUUUAAUGCUUUAGCAAACCUUGAUGGUGAGUAUGACAUUGCACUCAGAAUCUCUACAGAACAUCAUCUGUACAUAAAUGAAAAGAGUUCUUUCUACUCAUUUAUUUGCUCAGAAUCUGCUCCAUGCUCAGUGCCCUCUGGAGAACUUGCAAGGAGCAGUUUGGGAACCACUAAGAGUGGGCGUCCUAAGAUUCUCAGACAUUGAUUGAGAAAAGAGCCAGGGGCGAGAAAAACAUUAGAGUAAAACUACACUGAUGACAUAACUUGACAUGUAAAAGUGAUUAAUUGAUGGGGCUACAGUGUCUGGAAAACAUGACACUUCAGAUGUGCCAUGUUUUCUAGCCUACUACCUGAAUCAUAUUUGUAUCCAUUCUAUCACCACCCAUUUUUGUUUCAACCUAUUUAGGCUUGUGUAUUUACAGAAAAUCUUGGUAACAGAGUACAGCAUUGUAACAGAGUACAAUAGGGGAGUUUACUCUCUUUACAGACAUUUUACACUGUUGUCUGGCAAUAAUUGUUCAAAAAAUCAUGAAAUCCAGUGAAAAAGAAUAAAUAUUAAUAGUGAAAAUUUAUUUCAUUUCAUUCAUUUUGUAGAAAUAGAAAGAUGAAGGGGAAAUAGUUUACCUUAUCAAAAAUAUUAAAAACUAGAUAACUCAUUUUAGCCAUCACAUAAUGUUCUAUUUUAUUAAACCUACUAGAGGCCCAGUGCACGAAUUCAUGCACCAGUGGGAUCCCUCGGCCUGGCCUGCAGAAUCGGCCGAAACUGGCACUCUGGCUUCCCCCGAGUGUUCCUGGAUUGCAAGAGGGUGCAGGUCAGGCUGAGGAACCCCACCAGUGCACAAUCAG